Penicilliopsis zonata CBS 506.65 is the source of this 1783-nucleotide messenger RNA. RefSeq lists its product as hypothetical. Gene Ontology annotation, molecular function: mannan endo-1,6-alpha-mannosidase activity. Gene Ontology annotation, biological process: fungal-type cell wall biogenesis; carbohydrate catabolic process. The record is from RefSeq and is a predicted model, not a curated record. The transcript has 4 exons. NCBI's taxonomy places the organism in Eukaryota, Fungi, Ascomycota, Eurotiomycetes, Eurotiales, Aspergillaceae. The coding region runs from base 346 to 1716 and encodes 456 amino acids.
CUUGUUCUCUAUUUCCUAGAAUAGUGAUUUCGCUUAUGCAAGCCACGUGGAUCGAUGGGUGCCCCACCUUCACAGCCACAGCGAAUGACUCAGCAGGGCCCAGCCAACCACACUUGGCGUUACGUAUACUUGCGCAAGUGUGUGGGGGGCCGAGGAGUAAUGGCUGACGACGAUUGAAUUAUCAUUCAUUCUUGGGCAUUUUAUCUUUUAUCAAUUGUUCAUCUACUGUCAUUCAUUCAUUUAAUCAUUCGUUCUAUCUGACAUUCUUUACCAAUUCCAUCGUUACUCGGUAUCUCUUAUCAUUUUGUCAUCUUAUAUAUAUGCAUUUCUGAAAUAGCGAACAAGAUGAAGGACGGGCUUGCCUGGAGGCGCGUUCUCUCGGUCCUCCUCCUUAUCCAGGGGGUCAGGGCGAUCGACCUGGACCUCACCAGCGAGGAUUCGAUCAAAAAUGCAGCAAGCAACGCCGCGUACGGGAUGAUGAUACAUUAUCACGGCAACGAGACCGGCCAUAUCCCCGGAAAGCUGCCCAACACAUGGUGGGAGGGCGGCGCGAUGUUCAUGACGCUGAUCCAAUAUUAUCACUACACCAACGACUCGACAUAUAACGAAGAGGUCAUCUCUGGUAUGCAGUGGCAGGCGGGUGACUGCGACUACAUGCCGUCGAACUACUCCAGCUACAUUGGCAAUGACGACCAAAUGUUCUGGGGCCUGGCGGCGAUGACGGCAGCAGAAUUGAACUUCCCCAACUCGGACGACGGAUACUCAUGGCUUGCCCUCGCACAGGGCGUGUUCAACACUCAAGUGGCCCGCUGGGAUACGUCGACGUGCGACGGAGGCAUGCGCUGGCAGAUCUGGACAUACGAGGCCGGAUACACGAUGAAAAACACCAUUUCCAACGCAGGCUUGUUCCAGCUGUCGGCGCGACUGGCUCGCUAUACAUACAACGAGUCGUACUAUGAAUGGGCGGAGAAGAUCUGGGACUGGGCGGCCUCCUCGCCGCUGCUGAGCAACUCGACGUGGAAUGUUGCCGAUUCCACCGAGACGACCAACGAUUGUGCCACGCAAGGCGACGAUCAAUGGACGUACAACUACGGCGCCUUUUUGGGGGGGGCUGCCUAUAUGUAUAACUACACCAAUGGAACGACCAAAUGGCUGGAUGCAGUGGAAGGCCUGCUUAAUGUGACGCUGGAAAAGUUCUUCCCAGCCAAGCACGGCGGCGAGAUCAUGUCGGAGAUCCUGUGUGAGCCGACAGAGGUGUGCAACGACAACGAGAUCAUCUUCAAGGGCCUGCUGUCCGGCUGGCUGAUGCUGACGGCGUACCUGGUGCCCUCGACAUACGACACCAUCCUGCCCAAACUGCAGGGGUCGGCCAAGGGGGCCGCAGGGUCGUGUUCCGGGUAUAGCAACGACACCUGCGGCGUGCGCUGGUGGAACAGCUCGUGGGAUGGCUGGAUCGGGCUGGAGGAGCAGAUGAGCGCGACCAGCAUCUUCUUUGCCAACAUGCUGCCCUUCCUCGACUCGUCCACGGCGGCGCCCGUCACGUCGACCACGGGCGGGAACAGCACCAGCGAUCCCUCGGCGGGGACUACAGACACCACCGACGACGAUACGACGACGUCUGCGAUCACGACGGGCGACAAGGUCGGCGCGGCGUUUUUGACGUCUGGGCUGAUUGGGGCAUGGGUUGUCAUGAUUGCCUGGAUGUUGUUUUUCUAGUUUCUGGUAAUGUAGGGUUUAAAGCUAAACCCUAAACCCUAAACCCUAAAGACAAAAUUGAUACCAU